Cokeromyces recurvatus is the source of this 2730-nucleotide messenger RNA. RefSeq lists its product as uncharacterized. Lineage: Eukaryota; Fungi; Mucoromycota; Mucoromycetes; Mucorales; Mucoraceae. The transcript has 9 exons. Gene Ontology annotation, molecular function: protein binding. The coding region runs from base 35 to 2545 and encodes 836 amino acids. The record is from RefSeq and is a predicted model, not a curated record.
GUUCAUUUAUUAACUGUUACUUUGAUAUUUAAUUAUGUCUGAUAAUAAAAUGACGGAAGAAGUGAAAGCUACAACCCAUAAAGAAAAGGGUUCUGAAAUAGUCAUAGAAAGUCUUGAUAUUGCUAAUUUAUCUACAAAAGAGGAGAGAAAAUCAGAAGAACUACCAGAGGAGGAUGAUCAGGGAUCCACAGUCACUGAUUUAACUACAACUACAGAAGAGGAUAUGGAAACAUCCAAGGAAUUAGGCCUCGUUAUAAAUGCACUUCAAACAACUCUAAUAAAACAAAAUCAAGAACAUGAAGAAGAUCAUAAAGAUAAUAAAGCAUGUAAUACAGAUGAUAUUAUUUCAACCAGAAUAAACUACCACCAAGAAGAAGAAGAGGAAGAAGGGUUUCAAGAAGAAAGGAAUAGGUCUCAGACCUUUGAUGAAAUUGUUCAAGACAUUUUACCACCUACCCCUGGUAUUGCACCACCAAGACAGACGUUUGAAUUUAAUGAACGUUCAAGUGAAGAAGCCACUGAUGUGGAUAGUUAUAGCGCAAACUUGAUUGCAUUAGAAAAGAUUGAUACAAAAAAUAUUAAAGAAAAUACGCUUUCUCCUCGUCAACAAGAAAGGGCAGAUGAGCCUGUCCUUCGGGCUGUUCGUCAUUUAUUUAAUAACAGAUUUAUGAAGGCAAAGAAAUUAUUCGAAAAACAAGCGGAAUCUGAUCCUUUAUAUGCGUUAGGUCUUGGUUCUAUGGCCUUUUUAAAAGCUAUUAUGACAACGGAUGAAUCUAUGUCUAAAAAUGCUAUUGAUAUUCUUACGACAACUUAUAGUAUUGCUAAAGCACAAAUUGAUGUUUCUACAAAGAAAACUGUAGGAGAUACUGUUUACCAAGCAAUGAGUUCUUAUUAUAAUUAUAUCAAGUUUGCACGUGGAUCGGGUGGACUUCCUGUUAGUCCAAAGCCAGCUACAUUAAAAUCAAUUAGAAAAGAUGGUGUUCAUUUUAUUCCAAAUGGUGUUUUACGUGCUCAUGUUGCUAAAGCUGAAUGCUGUCUUCAAAUCGCUAUUUUACAGUUACUUCAAGAGAAUGUAAUGGGUUAUAUCAAAUGUGGUAUGAAUUUAAGAAGAGCUUAUACAAGUUACAGUUUGGUUUGGCAAGAAUAUAAACGUAUGGGCCAAAUUUAUAAUGAUUUUAUUGAUCGUGAUACCAUCUCGGGUAUUCAAUUUGGUAUUGGUGCUGUACAUCUUGUAUUGUCAACGCUUCCUCAAAAAGUCCUUCGUAUUGUAUCUGCUUUUGGAUGGAAAGCGGAUAAACAUCUUGGAUUCGCAUUGCUAAAGCUUUGUGUAGAAGAAAGAAGAAUUCGGUCUCCUAUGGCAUCUCUCAUGUUAUUAGCUUAUUAUACUGUCCUUACAUCUAUUUGUCCUCAAAUUUUAUCUCAUGAUUACACACAACCUGCUAUUGAGACAUUAUUAGAUGCUCAAAAGACAUACCCUAAUUCAGCAUUCUUCCUUUAUUUCGCUGGACGCACAUCUCGUCUUGCACGUAAUCUGGCAUUAUCUACACAAUCAUUUAUCUAUGCAAUUGAGAUCAGUAAGCGUGAAUGGGCUGAGGUAGAGGUCCUACAUCUAUGUAGUUAUGAAAUUGGGUUUAAUCAUAUGAUGGAACAUCGAUGGGAGGAGGCUGCACAAGUGUUUGAUAUGCUUUACAAGGAAAGAUAUUGGUCACCUGCCAUCUUCCGUUAUUUAACAGGCGCCUGUUUAGAUAUGAUGGGCUAUCGUACAGAAGCUAUCUUAGCUUAUGCUGAGGUCCCCCAGUUGAUAGGGUCCAAGACGCAUAGUACUGCAUUAAUGGAAAAAUACGUUUUACGUAAGGUAACGGCAUUUCAAGAGUAUGGUUAUCAAGACAUGGAUAUGACACUGUGUGCCCUCGAAUAUCUUUGCCUUUUCACGGGGUUUGAUUUCAUGACACCCGAAUUCUUGGAGGAGUCACUGUUGAUUGUUGAUAAAGGGCUUAAUGCAAUUAUGGAGGCGGAAAGGACAGAAUUCGGGAUUCGUACACGAGAAUUAUUACCUGAUACUCCUCCACCAAGGUACUUUGAUCAACGUGGUGCGUUAUUUUUAAUUAAGGCAUCACUUUUCAAUGCUAUGGGCCGAUAUAAAGAUUCAAUUAUACAUUUGAAUUGGAUUAUCGAUCAUAAAGAUCAGAUUACAGGUGAUAAAUGGAUUGUCCCCUUUGCCUUUUGGGAAGCAGGCGUUACGAUGUGGGGUAUGGAUAAUAAAGUGCGUAGUCGAACAUUUUGGGAAACAGCGUUAAAAUAUAGCAAAUAUGAUUUUGAAUAUCGAUUAGCCAUACGUGUUAAUUUAGCUAUAACAAAGGCGGAUGAGUUAGGUAUUCCAAAGCCUCAUGAUGCAUCAAACAAUCGAUAUAAUGCUAAUACAAAGGACUUGGAUAAUCAUUCUGUUCAAGAAGAUAAUAGUACUAAUGAUUCUGUACGAUUAAGCAUUUCCGAAAAUUCUACUGAUACUGGUAAAGAUUCGAAUGUCUUGCAAGCUUAUUCCUAAAACGAAUUAGUCUUUAUACAUAUAUGUAUAUACAUUUAUAUGUCUUAUGCAUGUAUUUUUAUAUGAUACAUUAUGAUAUCAUUUCUCUCUAUUUUAUAACUACACCUUUGUUUAAUCUUGUUUCUAUAUCUCUGUAUCAACAACAACAAUUAAAAAAAAAAAAAAUAGUAAUAAAUAUGUUUAUU